Molecule: messenger RNA, 936 nt
Organism: Scylla paramamosain (green mud crab)
Lineage: Eukaryota; Metazoa; Arthropoda; Malacostraca; Decapoda; Portunidae
Product: asialoglycoprotein receptor 2-like
Exons: 4
Coding region: 81-584 (167 amino acids)
Source: RefSeq, a predicted model, not a curated record
GGCCGCUGGAUCGCUCACUCCAGCCUGAGCAGCAGACCAGAGCACAUUCCCAGCAGGAGAGAGAGAGAGAGCGUGGCACCAUGGCGACUCUGCGUGUAAUGGCACUGAUGGUUGUGCUGGUGGUGGUGGCACUCCCGACUGUCUUGGCUUUGUCUGUGUCCUGCACGGCGCCCUUCAAGGCUGUGGACAAGUGGUGUGUGGUCGCCAACAUCAGCGUGCCCGACGUGGCGCACACGUGGCUGGGAGCGAGAAGCGCCUGUCAGAGUAUAAAAGGAGACUUGAUCGUUCUGGACGAGCACGAGAAGAUGCGAGCCGUUACCGCCCACCUGAAGACUGAGCUUAGUGGAGACGAAACGUCGUUCCCCUUAUGGGUGGGCGGCAGAGGAGAUUCAGGCCAGUGGCGCUGGGUGGACGGCAGCCUCAUGAACUUGCAGUCCCACCUGUGGAUUCCAGACAGCCCGUACGAGACCUCAAACAAGGGAGUGUCCUACGCUAAGGUGAUCCAGGCAGGGCAGUGGAAAAGGAGGUACAUGGAAUCCACACCACCAGAAAGUAAUCUUCCUGGUUACAUCUGUGAGAAGUAGACAGAGGGGUGCUUAAAGAUAAAAGAUAAUGGUGAGGUUAGAGGGAGGAUGAUAUUAAGAAAACUACGUACAUAAAUUUGAAUGGUAAGAAAAAAGGAGGAUGGAAGUAAAUAAAGAGCUAUAUUUUGUGAGUAUUAGAUAGAGGAGGACGUAAAGAUAUGGUGUAAUUGUCACGUUAAGGUUGUAGAAGAGGGGGGUAGGGAAAACACCAAAAGCUGCAUAACUGAUUCUGAAGGGGGAGAAAAAAAGGAAAGGAAAGGAGAAAAGGAAAGAAUGCAAGAGAGGAUUAAGUGCGAAAAAUAAUUAGAAACUUUAUGUACUAUGUUUAAGAAGUACACGGAGCCAUUACAGA